AUGACACCGAUAACUCAUCUUGUUCCAUGCUUUAUAAUAAUAUCAAUUAUCUUCUUCAAUGGAGCUGAAUCGAAUAUUUAUUCUUCAAAUCGUUUAUAUCGAACACGAUUGAAUACUGGUGAUCGUUCUGCCAAUAUCAUUGCCAUAUCGGAAAUAUAUGAUCCAUCGUCAGGUACCUGGAGUGUUACGGGAAGUUUAGCACAAGGACNGAGUACUUGCAUUCAAAAGAAUAUCUUCUUCAAUGGAGCUGAAUCGAAUAUUUAUUCUUCAAAUCGUUUAUAUCGAACACGAUUGAAUACUGGUGAUCGUUCUGCCAAUAUCAUUGCCAUAUCGGAAAUAUAUGAUCCAUCGUCAGGUACCUGGAGUGUUACGGGAAGUUUAGCACAAGGACGGGAACAACAUGCUGCAACCGUGCUGAAAUCCGGUAAAGUUCUUGUCACUGGCGGCGAAGGUUUAACUGGUUAUACAAAUCAUUCUGAAAUCUAUGAUCCAUUAACGGGUCAAUGGUCCAGUGCUGGAAGUAUGGCAGUGCCCCGAUCUUUUCAUACAGUCACUUUACUCAAUUCUGGCCACGUUCUUGUCGUCGGCGGCGUGACUUUCGAAAAGAAUGCUCUCGCUACUUGUGAACUAUACGAUCCGAAUACGGACAAAUGGAGUUUUACUGGAAAUUUAACGAUACCACGUUCUUCUCACACGGCAACUUUACUCCCGUCGGGCAAAGUACUUGUUGCUAGUGAUGGUGCUUUUUCGGAAGUCUAUGAUCCAUCUACAGGCCUUUGGACUUCUCUUGCAAGAAUGGUAGAAGUAUCACGUUACAAUUCAGUUGCAACAUUACUAAAUUCAGGCGAAGUUCUUCUCACAGGUGGCGUUCAGUCAGCUCGAUAUUCGCCUAGCUCGGAACUAUAUAAUUCAAAAAUGAACGAAUGGCAUCCAACGUCCAAUUUAUCGGUUCCCCGUGCACGUCAUUCAUCAGUUCUACUCAGUUCCGGCAACGUUCUAGUUAGUGGUGGCGUAAACGAUGACAAUUUUAUAUCUAAUUGUGAGAUAUAUGAUCCAUCCACUGGCAAAUGGAGUAAUACAAGUGGUAUGACGGAAUCACGAUCUUCUCAUACUACAACUCUACUCGAUUCAAAUCAAAUUCUCGCUACUGCUGGUUACGGAGGUGCUGGCUAUCGCGAUACAUCAGAACUCUACGACCCAUCUACGGGUACAUGGAAACCUACUGGAAAACUAUCCAUCCCGCGUGCUUCGCACGCUGCUACUCUGCUUCAUUCGGGCAAAGUUUUAAUCACCGGUGGCGAAAAGAUUGGCCAUUAA
This is a messenger RNA of Adineta ricciae, 1317 nucleotides long. NCBI's taxonomy places the organism in Eukaryota, Metazoa, Rotifera, Eurotatoria, Adinetida, Adinetidae. The record is from the annotation of a GenBank genome assembly.